AUGACAGUUCAAACAAACAUCGAUUUAGGAUUUCCUAUGUGUUUGUUUUCACUUGGUUGUGAGCCAAAGCCCAAGAAAAGUAUUAACUAUCACAGCAAAACUGAGUUUCUAGAAGACGUUGAAAUUGCUGUUGGAGAAGAAGUGUGGAAAAAAAUCCGUAAUUCUCCUCUUGGGAUAAUUGUACGGUUUGUUGAUAAUAAGUUCACAUGGUCUUCCAAGGUUGUUGAAUAUCUUCUUGCAAAGCAACUUGUUUGUAAGAAGAAAUACGAAAUUUGGUGUUUGUUUGGUGAAGAACCAACUAGAUUCUCUCUAUCAGAGUUCGCUGACAUAACGACUUUGAAUUGUGCUCCUUUUCCAGAUGAUUGUAAGGGGUAUGAAGAGACAAAACUGCAUAAAGAUAUGUGGAAAAAGUUGAAAAUCAAAGGGAAGAUGAAUCCUUGCAGAAGCGAUUUGAGAAAGGUGUGUGCAGAUGUUGCUACAUGGUUACCAGACGACAAGACUAGAUUUGCGUACUUGUCUAUAGUAUCUGUCAUCUUAGGUUAUGAUGAUAAGAAACGACUCAGUUCUGAAAUAUCUCGCAUGGUUUUUGAUUUACCAAAGUUUGAAAACUAUCCUUGGGGCAGACUGGUUUUCAAGCAGCUAAUUGAGUCUGUGAAGCGUAUAGAUUAUAAGGCACAAUCGUACACAAUACACGGGUUUAUACAAGCACUCCAAAUAUGGGCUUACACUGUUGUCCCCGCUCUCGGAGCAAAGAUCGGCCGUCCAUCAAAUGUUAAUGGUCCCCCUCUUCUGAAGUUCAAAGGUGCAAAGGGCAAAAGUAAUAUUGAUAUACAUUCCACCGUAGUUGAAGAUGAGCUUAACAUAAAAAAAUUUGUAAUUAAUGCUUCGACAUCCGCUGUUUGGGAGGAUAACAUUGUUGACAAGGAGAUUCAUGCUCUAGUCGACGCUAUAUGCAAGGAAGGAGGUUUAGGAGCUGUUACUUGGGUGAAAGAUGGUUUAAACAACAUCCAAUUGGAAAAGAGCAUAGAGGGAGAAUUAGGUGUAAAGGGUGAAGAGGAUAAAACAGAAGACGAGGAUACAAAGAUAUCACGAAAACGCAAAAGAGAAGUGAAUACAAUGGGUAAAAGGGAAAUAGAAACAUUGGAUUCAAAAGCAUCACUGGUUUCUUUUAGUGAGAUAGUUGAAGCGCUGAAGUUGAGGGUCGAGCAAGACGCAAAAAAGUUGGAGGUGUUUGAGGCUCAAUUAGAGGCUAUGAAAAAUCAGGUACAAUGCAUCGAAUUGUUAAGCUUAAGAGUUGAACUUCUCGAGAAAGAAGUGAUGUUACUAAGUGAGAAGAUAAAGACUAAUGAGGUUUUAAAACCAUACCAGCUGAAAGAUUAUAGUGACGUUGAAAUGCAUUUGGAUGAGUUGCAUGCUAACCUAAAUGCAGUAAAUGAUACAAGACAAAAGACUCUUGAUUCAGAUGGAGAGAGUACAGUGGAUGGAAGAAACCCCGUGGCAACAACUUAUAAUGAACAACCGCAAGAAUCUUCGCCUAUAAAGAUGUUUCAACCCACUACCUCUAAUGUUGAGAAAUUCAAGCAGAAGAAAAUCAUGAAGACAAUCAAAAUUAUGGAAACAGAUCAUGAACCAAUAAUUACACGAGAUAAGAGCCAAAGGGAGACAAAACUGGGGCCAUCUUUGCGAACACCAUAUCGGGGAACUAAACCAGCUAUAGGUAUGACACCCAUAAUCAACCAGUCAAUGGCAAUUGUUGGACGUGGAUAUGAUCCAUUCGCACCGGUGGAUGAGCAAAAAGUUAAGGUUUUAAACGAUUGGUUACAAUUGGAUGAAGAAUAUCCAAUUGGCUCCCAACAAAAUGGCGUCGAGUUUUUUAAUAUUCUUAGAACUCCUCAAAAGUGGCUAAAUGAAGAGCAUAUUAAUAGCUGUAUGGAUUUGCUACGCUUGAGAUUUAUGAAGAAUCAAAAAGCAUUCAGAAGUGAGAGGAUUGCUUUUGCAGAUGCUUAUUUCACCUCACUUUGGUCCAACGGUUACCAAGAAUUUCUGGGGUCAAAAGAACUACCUAUUUUCCCUAACGGAGCAUUUGAAUACGUUACCGGGGAACUACCAGCAUUUGCUAAAACAGGAAAGAAGUGGAGGAUAGAUGUGGACGACAUUUAUGGCGUUCUCCAUGUCAAUAAAAACCACUGGGUAGGACUAUUCAUUUCUAUCCCUAAUCGUUCUAUUGAUGUGCUUGAUUGUGGGUGGAAAUAUAACAAGAAUGAAGACAUUGUCAAAGCCGUGAAGCCGAUAGCUCAUAUGUUACCACAUUUACUUCGAGCUGGAGCACCACCAUACGAAAAGACAAAACUUAGUGUCGAACAAUACAAAAUUCGAAGGCCACGAACCAAGAUUCCCCAAAUGCAAAAAGCAGGUGAUUGUGGAAUUUAUGCUAUAAAGUUUGUCGAAUGCCAUGCAUUAGAUUUUGAGUUUACUACGUCUUUGUCCGAUGUCAACAUCAAGAUGAUUAGAGAGAAACUUGCAGCUGAGAUUUUUGACGAGACAGAGCAACAUGGGCGAACAAUCUCUAACCCAUUGCCAUUUGGAACAAAUGAUCGAGAGUUACUAAAUCCCUAUUGAAUUUGCUUUUAAUUAGAACAUUCUUUGCUGUU
Messenger RNA from Capsella rubella, 2651 nucleotides. RefSeq lists its product as uncharacterized. Gene Ontology annotation, cellular component: nucleus. The record is from RefSeq and is a predicted model, not a curated record. Gene Ontology annotation, biological process: protein desumoylation. The transcript is spliced from 5 exons. Bases 1 to 2619 code for a protein of 872 amino acids. Gene Ontology annotation, molecular function: deSUMOylase activity. Lineage: Eukaryota; Viridiplantae; Streptophyta; Magnoliopsida; Brassicales; Brassicaceae.